AGCCAGGAAGAACAACAAGGUUAAGCGGGGGAGGGGGGGGAGAGAUUGUUCCCUAUUUUCCCCUUUGCCUGGUUCCUCAACUUCCUUUGUGUGAUUGGUUGAGCAACUAGACUAUGUUCCAAAAGGUAUCAUAGAAAUGGACCAGUUUUUUUACAAUCUGCUUCCUAAAAGGGCUAGUUAUAAGCAAUGUUAUAAAAUGUUCAGAUGAUCACUUUUCCCAGUCAUAGAAGGGCGAGUUGCAAGAAACCUUUUGCUUUUAUGGGGCCACAGGCUUAUCUUUUCUCCAAAGAGAAACGUAGUUGAUGUACUUGAUGGGAUCCCUUUACAGCACCAGCAAGCAAGGAGUUAACUAAGCAGCACUUUAAAAGAGGAAAUGAAGGCACCCACGGUCUAAUUAUACUGAAAGCACUGCAGAAUUAUGACUAAAAGCAGAGAAGUUUCAAGGAGUGUCUAGCUUUGAGCCGAUUUACUUUCCUGGUGUCUUUUGAAGAUUAAGAUGUUGCACAAUAUAGCUCUGCUGUCCACUGUUACUGUUUUGGGUGUGCUGGAACAAGCCUAUUUUGCCAUUCAGGUGAUCACCUUUCGGCGGAAGUUCAAAGUCUCUCCUCCCAUCACUUCAGGCCCACCAGAAUUUGAAAGGAUCUUCAGAGCACAAGCAAAUUGCUCAGAAUAUUUCCCAAUAUUUCUCUCCCUCUUAUGGGUGGCUGGAGUCUUUUCUCAUCAAGUUUUGGCUGCAUUCUGUGGAGUAAUUUACCUGUAUGCUCGCUAUCAAUACUUCAGAGGAUAUAUGCAUUCUGCUGAAAGAAGAUUGGGCCCCAUGUAUUUCAGCACUGGAGUUCUUUUCAUUCUUAUUGGCUUGUCCAUGGUGGGAUUACUUGCCCAUUUUGUGCGAUACUUUUGAUUCCUCAAAAGUACUUUGAAAUCAGCCAUUCAUCCCUUUCAACUGACAAAAUGAUGAUUUGCGCCUUAGUUUUAAACUUUCAUUUCUCCUUUUUCCCACCGAAAUAAAAGCAGUUUUGCACAUCAGCCUUUUCAAACUAUAAUUUUCUAGAAAUGUAAUUUUGUUUUCUGUUAAUGUUCCUAUGUGUUUUCUCCACAGUAGUAUUGUUACCGUAUUUUCGGAGUAUAAGACGCACCAGAGUAUAAGAUGCACCUUAAUUUUUUUGGGGGGGAAAUAAGAAAAAAUCUGAUUGGAGGGUGGAUCAGCCUCCCGGAAUACCCCCAAUCAGCUGUUCCUAGAGCUGAAUUUUAGCAACAGGGUCCUUGGUUGUGAGCUCUGUGCCUUGCUUUUUUUUUCAACCUCUGAAACUUUUGAAACUGUGUUUCAGAAAAAACUUUUUUUUCUGCCUCUGAAAACCUCUGAAACAGAGCUUCAGAAAAAAAGCCUCUGAAACUUCAAAAAGCUUUGUUUCGGAGGCUUUUUUUUCUGAAGCUUCCUUUCAGAGGUUUUUUUCCUGAAGGUCUGUUUGGAGGCUUUUUCUCUGAAGCUUCAUUUCUGAGGCUUUUUUCAGCCUCUGUUUGAGAGGCUGGGCAGGGCUACAUUUGGAGUAUAAGACGCAGCCAGAUUUUCACCCUCUUUUUUGGGGGAAAAAGGUGUGUUUUAUACUCCAAAAAAUACAGCAUAUUUCCUGUGCUUAAAAAAAUUGUUAAGUUGUAACAGACAUAGUUACAAAGUAAAAUUCUGAAUAAUACAUAAUCUAUGAUGCUUUGAACAAGAAACAUGAGGCAUCAAGAGAGCCAGUCAAGGUCUGGAUUCAGUGCAGUUGGAAUCAAAGUCUUGUAUUAAGACAUUAUGCUCCUGGGAUCCAGUCUACUGAAAGACAACCAGAAUUAAGUCUGAGUCAAACUAGCUUGAAAUGAUAGUUAGGAACCAUGGAUGAAACCGAGGUUUCUUUUAAAGAACCCUUAUUGGGCUUUUCUCAGAACAGACACAUCCAGUUGCAGGAAUGAGGUUAUAUAUGAAUAAGUGGAUGAAAAGAUUUACUCUUUUACCAUAUUUUUCAAUUAUUAAGCUGAUUUUGUCUUCAUUAUAAUUCUAACUGACUUUCACCUCACGAUCAGGAGGCUGUGAGUUCAAUCCUAGGUAGCGGCAGAUAUUUCUCUCUGUGGGCGCAAAGAGAAAAUAUUUGCUGUGAGCUCCGUGUAGGCAUCAGGAAUGGCAUCUGGCCCUAUAAAUGCUCAGCUCCAUUUGGUCACCCCAACUCCAACCCGAUGCAAGGGAUUACAGGGUCAUUAAAACAAAACAAAAAAUUGUCUUGAUUAUAUUCUUUUCUCUCUUGUAUUCAUAUUGUUUUAAAAUAGUUACACUUUUGGGAACUAUAGGUACUAUUUUAACUAUAGCCCCGCGUACUGGGGUGGAUCCAGUCUGGUGAGGGAAGAGUUAGGUCCUAGGACACUCUAUUAUGGAGUGAUUUGGGGCUUCCCUAUCCUCUUUACUACUAUAUGAAGUUGGAAGAAGCCAUGGGAGUUCACAAUGUGGUACCAUCCAUAUACAGAUGAUCCCACGUGAACAUCUCCAUUUGGAGCAAAUUGAAGAUGCAGAAGGUGUCCUGAGCAGUACCGGGAGGCUAUCAGGAUUUGGAUGGGGAGAAACGGGCUCAGAAUCAAGCAGAACAACUGCUAAUUUAGAAGCCAAGAUUUUCUGUGGCUGUAACGUUUUAAAGCUUACUGAAGUUAAGCCACAGAAAGAGCACAUUGGCAACUUGAGAAUUCAUAGAUUUAUAUGGAGAUUCUCGGUUGUCCAGGUUAUGGUUGUCCCAAAGGUGCUUUUCAAAAGGCAACUUUGUUUUUUCCUUGAAGACAUUUCACUUUUCAUCCAAGAAGCUUCUUCAGUUCAGAACUGAAGUGAACUGAAGAACUGAAGAAGCCUCUCAGAUGAGAAGUGAAAUGUCUUCAAGGAAAAAACCAAAGCAAUCCAGUUGUCUUUUGAAAAGCACUUUUGGGACUCCUGAAGUUAUAGCAUCCUCUAAAGGAGCAGUUGGGUGCCAUGACCAAGAAAGCAUUUGCUUUGCUUAAGCUAAUGUGCAGAGGUAAUGGAGGUCCUACUGGGAGAUUGGCAAGGUAGAAAUGAGUAGCAAUGUGUGCCAAAUUCUGUAUUUCCAUAUAAUAGCUGCACAGUGAAAUGCAUUUGAGUAUUUAGCACAUUAAAUCAGCUAACUUUAAACUAGUGGGAGAACUCUUUUCUGUUCUCAGCUAGAAUCACCUGAUGUAAACAAGGCACUCAUUGUCCUUAGUGUGGCCUUUCAAGGAUAAGAGAAGAUAAAAGAUAAAUUUUGUCUUGUUUUUGGCAAGGACAGGUAGACCACGGUGAUAAAAUAUACCAAUCCACCCUGUCCUUGGCAGAGAUGAGCAGAAAUAUUGUAUAUAGGUGUGAUUAUUACCUAUGAUCUACUAUAUAUAAACCAGUCAGAAGCUGUUGUAGAGUGGAACAGGCCUAAUCUGGGAGUUAAUGUACACUUGCUGACUUGGAGAAGUUUCCUGACUAACAGAAGGAGUGCAAGGUUUCUUCAUCUUUCUUAGAUAUUAGUAUUAUGCUCUUUGUAAAUUGUAUUUGAUUGUUUUCUCCUUUGUGUUUCAUAUUACCUUGGAAUAAAACCUUGAUUACUCAUACUGGUGUCCUUAUUGCCUCUGAAUCCAAAAGUAGAUGCAACUCAAACAGGGCAGUCAUUUUCCUGCAAUAGGAUGUACUUUGGGUUGUAAUAGUGGUUAGGAUUGGAAUUCCUAUAACUGAGUGAUGUGGUUAUGAAAGCAACAGCAAACCCAGAGGCUAUGCGGGUCAUUAAAAGAGGACUCAGGUGACUGAAAUUCUACGCAAGCAAUGCCGCAGGUGGAUGCUAAUGAACAUAGGUGGGCUGGCAGGCACUUUGGAACAUGGGUGGGUAGGUGGGUACUGUGGAAUACAAGAUUCCUGGGAUCUCAUCCUUUGCAGAAGGACUCUUAACAGAAAAGAAGUGGGAGUGACUUGUAGCCUUCCCUGCUACUUUCACCUUUGACUUUGCUUGUGGGAAGCCGUCAGGGAAGAUUGCAAAUGAAGAUCAUGUGGCCACAGCACACUGCAAUAUUGCAAUCAUAAGCUGGGCACCUGAGCGCUCAGAUUGUGAUCAUACAAUUGGGGGGAACUUGCGAUGACCAGAACACCCGAUGACUAGAUGUAAGUCCCCUUUCUUCAGCGCCAUCAUAACUGAAUGAUCAUUGAACAGAACUGUCAAAAUCCAAGAACCAACUUUAGUGGGGACAGCAAGUCAUAUCCUGGUCAUAAUUCAUUCUAUAAGGGGUUGCCCUUGGCUUCAGCAGGUCUAAACUACAGCAGCCCAUAUUUAUAUUGAUCAGUCUCAUUACUGAUAAAUCACACCACUGAGUAUCUGCUACAAAGCAUGCACAAGCCUCUGAUCUACCAAAUCACCACCUGCCAUUUGUAUGCUACGUGCGUCUAUUCAUAUUUGUCCUUUCAUAUCGAUUUGAGGCCCAGAAGGUUUUUAGAAAUAAAAGUGAUUCUGGAAGAUAGCUGUGUAUUUCAGAGCAUGCCAGUUUCCUAUUUCUUUUAAUUAAAAUAAUGUCUUGGAAAUAUAAAAUGUCAACUGAAACAGAAAGACUAGUGAGUGGCCUAAAGAUGCCUAGAAGUAUACUGACAUCCCUUGAUGUUAAGCUGGGAAUUGUACUUCUAGAUCUUUUUGACAACUUGGAGAAAUCACUAGAUUCAGACAAUAUUAACUUAAGAGUUUUAAAAGAUACCAAAUGUAAAGUUGCAAUUCUUCUCACAAAAUAUGAUCCAGGUCUUUAAAAUCUUACCAAAGAACUGAAAAGUGACCAAUCUAAAAGAUUCAGUAAAUUAUAGGCCUGUUAGAUUGCUUUGAUUAAAUUGG
Molecule: messenger RNA, 4862 nt
Organism: Ahaetulla prasina
Lineage: Eukaryota; Metazoa; Chordata; Lepidosauria; Squamata; Colubridae
Gene: LTC4S
Product: leukotriene C4 synthase
Exons: 5
Coding region: 497-901 (134 amino acids)
Biological process (GO): leukotriene biosynthetic process
Cellular component (GO): nuclear envelope; membrane; endoplasmic reticulum
Molecular function (GO): glutathione peroxidase activity; glutathione transferase activity; enzyme activator activity
Source: RefSeq, a predicted model, not a curated record